GCCUUGGGACCACGGAGCCAACAUGAGGGUGUUUGUGACGUUUCUCCUGUCGGUGCUGGGCGCCAGUCUGGUCGAAGGGCGAAUUGUGUCCAAAUGUGAGCUGCAGACGGCGUUGGUCAACCUGCAGGACGCCAACGACCCGCGGGGGCUCACUCCGGACCUGAUGGCCAAAAUCGUGUGUCACGUGGAGCUGGCGUCGGCCUUCAACACCAGCGCCGUGACGAGGCUGGACCGCCAGCGGGACCGCAGGAGCUCGGGCGCCCACGGGUCCGGGAACUCUUCGGAGGAGAAGUCCCCGAGGCCCGACGGGAGGCCCGUGGAGGUGCACUCGCUCUACGGCCUCUUUCAGCUCAGCAACCAGCUGGUCUGCAGCGACGGCGCAUCGCCGUCCCCCAACAUCUGCGCCAUGAGCUGCGACGAGCUGAUCGACGACAACAUAAGCGACGACCUGCUGUGCGUGUCGAAGGUCCGCGAGACCCUCAUGAAAAAUGGUUUUCGGGCGCGAUUCUUUGAAGAGCUGAAGAAAUGGUUCAUAAACAUCUACCGGGAGUGUGGAAAUAAGACGCCUGCCUACCUGGACAACUGCGUCCUGCCCUGAUUGGACUCACAGCGUGGGACAAACGGCCAACACCAUCCGCCCUUUGUUGUAGAGAAUUCACUUCUGAGAGAAUUAUAUUAAAAAUCAUUGAAAGGCU
Gasterosteus aculeatus aculeatus (three-spined stickleback) is the source of this 695-nucleotide messenger RNA. Its product is annotated as lysozyme C, milk isozyme. The record is from RefSeq and is a predicted model, not a curated record. Lineage: Eukaryota; Metazoa; Chordata; Actinopteri; Perciformes; Gasterosteidae. Gene Ontology annotation, molecular function: lysozyme activity.